Messenger RNA from Phoenix dactylifera (date palm), 985 nucleotides. Lineage: Eukaryota; Viridiplantae; Streptophyta; Magnoliopsida; Arecales; Arecaceae. The record is from RefSeq and is a predicted model, not a curated record.
GAAGUGGGCCGGGCCGGGCCGGGCCAUACCCCUACCCGAGCCCGGCCCGAAAUUAUUUUUCGGGCUUCGGGCCGGGCCGAGGCCCGAACAGUUUUACAAAAACUCAGCCCGAGCCCGGCCCGAGCCCGGCUCGAGCCCGGCCCGAGCCCGAUUGGGCCAGCCUGAUCACGAGCCCGGCCAGAGAUGUUCGCGUCCGGAGCAAGCUCCCGAAGCCACAAAUCUCUGUGCACCAACAUGAAGGCGUGGAUGCGAUCUGAUCAUUCCCAUGUAGGCCGGACUGCGCCCUCACCUCUCGGCAGAGGAGCCGAGCUCCAGCUCAUGCUCGGUGUCAUCGGCGCCGGCGCGCCUCUCGUCUUGUUCCCCAUCUUAUCUACUUCCAGCAACUCAAAUGGUAAAGAGGGGCAAUCCCUGACUCCCAUUCACAUAAAAAAAAAAGAAAAAAAACUUUAUUUCUUAUUCUUCUUCUCUCUCUUUUUCUUGUUUUCCCCCCCGAAUAAAUGGCAGGAAGCAUCAAUGGCAGAAUACAUAAUACAACAAUACAUCGCGACGUCAGGCGGCGAGCAAGCAUUAAACUCGGUGAGUAGUAUGUACACCAUGGGGAAGGUAAGGAUGACGGCGACGGAAUUCCGAGCAGGCAAUGGCAAUAACGCCAGCCAUGCCAACAAGAAGGCGAGCAAGGGUGGUGGUGGAGGGGAGAUGGGAGGGUUCGUGCUAUGGCAGAAGAAGCCGGACUUGUGGUGUCUUGAACUGGUGGUGGCCGGUUGCAAGAUCAGCGCUGGGAGUGACAGCAAGGUGGCAUGGAGGCAGACAGCAUGGCUUCGCCUCUGUGCCUCUGCAAAUCCCUCGGGCAAGUUGGCAACUGGGUUUAGCCGCGAUUCGGCAGACUGCAGACACAACUGGGUUUAGCCACGAUACGGGCUGGAAGUGGGCUCGGGCUUGGACGGGCCCGAGCUGGGCCAAUGAAAUACCCGAGCCCGGCCCGAAA